GGAAGGAACGGCUGGACAGGCAGGCAUGGCCUCAGGACCAAGGAGGCCCUCCCACCCUUGGCCUCUCUCCCUCAGGGAUCUGGGCCGCACAGCCACCCCAUGCCCUGGACUACCUGGUCUGGCCUGCACAGAGGCCUGGUGUGGCCAUGGCCUGGGUAAGCGCCACUGAGAUUCCUCCAGCCUGGCGGUGCUGACCAUAAUAUUGUGUGGAGGGGACCGCCCAGGGAUCUGACCAGGGUGGAGUGGGCGAGGCAGACAUAGCUGGAUUUGGGUGUGGCAUGUUCUCCAGCCUUCCGGAAUGGAGGCAGAUCCACCAUCUUCACAAACUGGAGUCCUCACCUUCCUGACACUCCCCGUCCCUCCCCCCCCACCCGCCACCAACCUCAAGCAAGUGGAAGAGAGUGACGUUCCAAGAGGGCCGGUGCAAGUGUGGUGCACACGGCUUUGAGUCCUUCGCGAUCCUGGCGCCCCUCCUGCUCCUGCUGAGCCGGGUGUGAGGAUGUGCACGUGGCACUGUCAGAGAGGCCCAGAAUGCUGGCCUGUCCCCUGAGUAUCUAGCCCGCCUGCUAGUCUUCCUGCUCCAGGCUGCAGAGGGCACGGGACAUCCAGGGCCAUGAGGAGAAGAGUGGGUGACAGAAGCGAGAUGGAGUCCCGAGGAGGGUGGACCCUGCAGGUGGCCCCAGAAGAAGGCCAGGACCUCUGCAGUGUGAAGACUGCCACUAGGGGCCCCUCUGAGGGGGCUGUGUCUGGAGGCUGGGGGACCUGGGAAGACUUAACGGAGGUCCCAGAGGAGGCAGGAGAUGGUCAGCAGCAGCAAGCCACGCUGGGGGCGGUGGACGACCAGGAGGGUCCCGGCAGGGAGCGGGAGCCCGCAGACGGUGGGCAGGUGGGGGCCGGGCCCAGGAGCCAGCCUUCAGACCGGGCGCCGCAGCCCUCUCCCCUCCCUGCGAGGCCGGGCUGCCGGUGCGGGGAGUGCGGCAAGGCGUUCAGCCAGAGCUCCUACUUGCUGCAGCACCGGCGCGUGCACACCGGCGAGAAGCCGUAUACGUGCCCCGAGUGCGGCCAGGCCUUCGCGUGGAGCUCCAGCCUCAGCCAGCACCGGCGCAUCCACAGCGGCGAGUGCGGCCAGGCCUUCCGCGGGCACUCGCAGCUCAUCCACCACCAGAAGACACACAGCGGCCUGAAGCCCUUCCGCUGCCCGGACUGCGGCAAGUCCUUCGGCUGAAGCACCACGCCGGUGCAGCACCGCCGCCCGCGCACGGACGAGAAGCCCUACGAGUGCCCGGAGUGCGGCAAGGCCUUCAGCUGGAACUCCAAUUUCCUGGAGCACCGGCGCGUGCACACGGGCGCUCGGCCGCACGCCUGCCCCGACUGCGGCAAGUGCUUCGGCCAGAGCUCCAGCCUGGCGGAGCACCUGAAGAUCCACGCGGGCGCGCGGGCGCACGCCUGCCCCGACUGCGGCAAGGCGUUCGUGCGCGCGGCGGGUCUGGGGCAGCACCCGCGCACACGCAGCAGCGAGAAGCCGCUCCCCGGCGCGGAGGGCGGCCAGGCUUUCCGCGGGAGCUCGCAGCUCCUGCAGCACUAGCGCUCACACACGGACUAGCGGCCCUUCGAGUGCGCCGAGUGCGGCCAGGCCUUCGUCACGGGCUCCCACCUGGAGGAGCACCGGCACGUGCACCACACGGGCGAGAAGCCUCACGCGUGCGCCCGGUGCGGCCAGGCCUUCAGCCAGCGCUCCAGCCUGCUCAGCCACCGACUCACGUACACGGGCGAGCGGCCCUUCGCCUUCCGCGGCCGCCCCGAACUGCGCCGGCACCAGCGCCUGCUCUGCGGCGAGGCCUUCGUGCGCAAGUCGGAGCUCGAGAGCCACCGGCGCCAGCACACGGGCGAGCGGCCCUACGCUUGCGGCGAGCGCGGGAAACCCUUCAGCCAGCGCUCCAACCUUAACUAGCACCGGAAGCGGCACGGGGGCCGCACUGCGCCCUGA
Molecule: messenger RNA, 1987 nt
Organism: Sapajus apella (tufted capuchin)
Lineage: Eukaryota; Metazoa; Chordata; Mammalia; Primates; Cebidae
Gene: ZNF497
Product: zinc finger protein 497
Biological process (GO): regulation of transcription by RNA polymerase II
Cellular component (GO): nucleus
Molecular function (GO): RNA polymerase II transcription regulatory region sequence-specific DNA binding; DNA-binding transcription factor activity, RNA polymerase II-specific
Source: RefSeq, a predicted model, not a curated record